Helianthus annuus (common sunflower) is the source of this 1626-nucleotide messenger RNA. RefSeq lists its product as uncharacterized. NCBI's taxonomy places the organism in Eukaryota, Viridiplantae, Streptophyta, Magnoliopsida, Asterales, Asteraceae. The record is from RefSeq and is a predicted model, not a curated record. The transcript is spliced from 2 exons. The coding region runs from base 111 to 1469 and encodes 452 amino acids.
CUUCUCUGUACCGUUGUCUUUCUUUCUAUAAACCACCCUUCCCCAUCCACCGAACUUCUCUUCUUAUUUUCUUUCUACAUUAUCCAAUUCAAAAUCACACAAAGACAAAGAUGAUGAACGUAUUAGCAAUCACCCUUGUUCUAUCCUCACUGUUCGCAGCAGCUCUGUGGUCUCCAUCUCCUUCUCACCAUAACGACCACCGUGAUGAGGUGAUCGUGAAAGACGGCCACCGUGUGGUGGUGGUUGAGUACGACAAAGAAGCUGACGGCAGCACCAAGGUGCUUAUUUCACCACCCGACGUCGUCCCUUCUGAGGUUGACUCAAAAGAAGGUACUUCUAGCGAGAAUAAACCGGCAGAAGGGAUGUUCUCCGGUCCGAGAGAGCUUGUUUGUGAUGCUUAUGGUAAGUGCAAGCAUAAAAUGGCUAGCGCUCUUUGGAAAACAAAGGACAAAGUCGAGGAAACGGUUCAUGGGGUUUCCGAUAAAGCUCAAGAACUCGAAGAACAUGCGAAAACGGCUGCGAGUGAUGCGAUAGGAAAAGGGUCACAAGGUUUAAGUCAGGUUAAAGAUAGAGUAACCGAAAAGGUGACCGGACAUACAGUCGAAGAGUCGGUAGGGAAAGCGAAAGAUACGGUAGCUCAAGGGAUCGAUAAGGCGAAAAAGGCAGCGGGUACGGUGAAAGAUGGUGCGGUGGAUUCAGCGAAAGAAACGGUGGAGAAUGUACAACAAGUGGGUGAGAAGAGUUUAAAUGAGAUUUUUAGAAAGAUAAAAGAUGUUGCAAAUGAUGUUUUUUGGUACAUGGUGUCUCGUGAUAAGGUAGAUGCAGUGGCCGGUUUGAUUCACAUGUUGGGGUAUUCGACUGCUUACGGUAUGUGCGUGUGGGUGACGUUUAUUUCGAGCUAUAUUUUAAGUAGGCAUCUACCGAAACAGCAGUUUGGAUUGGUGCAAAGUAGGAUAUAUCCGGUGUACUUCAAAGCCAUGGCUUAUUGUGUUUCUGCUGCUUUGUUGGGGCAUUUAGCAAGUGGAAAGAGUGCGGCUUUACCCAGCUUGACUGGGUCUCCGGGUUUGAGUCUUCUUUCUGCACUCUUGAUGGUUUUGGCCAACAUGAUCUUGUUGGAACCUAGAGCCACUAAGACAAUGUAUGAAAGAAUGAAGAUAGAGAAGGAAGAAGGGAGGGGGGUAGUGGUCCCAACUCAAGACGAAAUGCUUGGCCCCAGCCCUACUAGAGGCGGUGUUGUAGAAGGUAGUGCAACUGUGGUCCGACCCACUAAAGGCGGGGUUGUAGAAGGUGGUGCAACUGUGGUGAGGCCAAUCGCGAACACAGUGGUGGCGGAGAGGCAAGACCUGUUGAGGUUGAACGAGAAGUUGAAGAGGCUGAAUACGUACUCAUCUACACUGAAUGUGUUGACUUUGGUGGCUCUAACAUGGCAUAUGGCUUACAUGGGUCAACGGCUUCAUGCUACUAAGUAAUCACGGUGACCCUUGAUUCACUUGCUGCUUUGAUAGUUGUAGAUCUAUAUAUGUUUGUAGAUAUAGUUUUUUACUAGGACCUUCUUUAUUAUUGCUUUGUUCAUCAUUUCAAUGUAGUGUGCUUCUUUAGAAAGGUUAGUUUGUGCUUUGUUUGCUA